Macrosiphum euphorbiae (potato aphid) is the source of this 270-nucleotide messenger RNA. The record is from the annotation of a GenBank genome assembly. NCBI's taxonomy places the organism in Eukaryota, Metazoa, Arthropoda, Insecta, Hemiptera, Aphididae.
AUGCCUGGUUUGGACUUUGCCACCCGUUAUGAUCAUUACCACAAACACCACUCGACCAUUCCGAUAUCUCCGGAGAGGGAACCGUUAUCUGUGUGCCACCGACAGUCUUUGCCCCACCGCAAGCUAGCCCGUAGCUGUGCCUUCAGUAGCUGUUUCUCAGCCGUCUUGGUAAUCAUCGUAGUUUCUCUUUCCGUAUGCUGGAGUUUUGAUACUAUCGCCAACCGGUGCGUCGUCAAUAACGCCAUCUUGUUAGAUGAUUACCAAGACUAA